This is a messenger RNA of Porites lobata, 8842 nucleotides long. The record is from the annotation of a GenBank genome assembly. NCBI's taxonomy places the organism in Eukaryota, Metazoa, Cnidaria, Anthozoa, Scleractinia, Poritidae.
UGAAAACCAAUAUGGCCGACACGGAGGAUAUUCAUUGAGGACAUGAUAAACUUUUGAACCAAGAAAAUGGGACGAACGAUCAUAAUUGAAGAACGAGUUGGAGAUCAUAUUUCCUCUCUUUAUGGCUCGUACAAGUGUCAAAUAGGAUUAGUUAUUGGACAGGUUAGCUCAUUUUUAGUGUCACUACAGUCAUCAGUUUGGUGACUGCAUAGGAGACCAUAGGAGUACUGAAAAGGGCAAAGAAAUCACGCUUUUACUUUCUUGUGAAAAUAUAUUGAGAUAUUAACUCGUAUACGCUUACCAUCCUCCAAAACAAUCUGCCCCUCCCUUGUCUUAAUAGGUUUGUACAUGAAGUUCAAAAUGACCCCAGUGAUAUUCUCCUGUUUAGGGAUGUUCCAUUUUUAUUCCUAUCCCCCCUCCCCCCCCCCGGAUAAGUAUCCUCAGCCGAUAACUACAAAGACACCAAAGGAAGGUGGGUGUAGUGGGGAAGGGGGGGAUCAGGGUUUAACGGUCACUUCAUUCCAUGGUAAGAUCGUUCCAUUUCAUGGUCAGAUCGUUCCACAGUUUUAGUGUAAAACUCGAUGUGAAGCAUGCUUUUUUUGGCUUAUUGCUUAAAAAGUGAGGUAUAUACAUGAGUAGCACCCUUGUUUCUGCUCAUGGCUUAAAGACUUGUGAAAAUUUCUGACUAUAUUGUGGAACGAUAUGACUAUUAAGUGGAACGAUCUGGCUUGGAACGAUCUGACCAUGUAACAAAGUGACCAGAUACCGGGUCAGGAAAAAAAUGGAACAUUCCAUUGGCUAAAAGGAUGUACAACUGUUUGAAACAGUUUAAACAUUAAAAUGUUGUAGGUCAAAAAUGAAAUUAAGUGUAAAAUGGCUGCAGCUUAGGUUUGUCCCAAAUUGCCGUUGUCUCCUAGUGCUCCAUGAUGAUGAAUUAGAAAAUCAACAUGGAAAAUCAACCUAGGUUAAAACCAUUUUAACCUGAAUUUAAUCUGGACAUACAACACACAGUAAUUUUAACUGCAGUAGUUUUCAUCUGCCAGUAUCAAAAAUGCAUUUGCUCUGGAUUAUACAAAAUUAAAAAUGAUCUAUGGUGUUUCUUUUUAUCUUCAGAUUUCCCCACAGCAAGACUAUAUCAUUCAUUUAGCCAGAACACCAGAGCAGUCAGGUAUAGUAGCUACUGGCACAUGCCCCUAAAAUGCUAUCCUUGAUAAACAAAACAUACGUGUAUCAUUAGGGAAAGGAUAGACUGAACAUUUGAAUUUAUAGUUAGUUUAUAAAUUAUGUUUGAUACUAAAAUUCAGAAUGGCAUUCCAGAUGCAGAGAGUAUACCAUCCACCUUAGAAGAAAUCGAAAACAACUGGAUUAACGAACAUGCUCGGCAGGUAUUUUCUAGCAAUAGUUUUGUCAUUGCUGAACAACAAUUUUAUAAUAACAUCACUUUAAAGUCUGUACCUACUAGAACGUAAGUAUAUUCCCCGAUUACAGACACAAUGGUAUUUUCAAUAAUUUAUGGUUACUGUGUUUCUGAGAAAUCAUCGAUAAACAAUGAUCCUGGCAGCCUCAAACACAGAUGUUCUUUUGGCUCCUCAUUCAAUCCUGCCUUUCGUGCAGCAGGAAUGCGUGGCAAACCCCUAAAAACAUCUGCUUGGGAGACUAAGAUCUUGGAGAGUGAGCAUUUUUUUUUUCAGUCUGACCUACACCAUAAAAAAACAGCUCUUUAGCCUAUAUUUUGUGUUAUAUAUAAGGAAGCAGGACAAUAUAGUAUUAUAAAUAAUUACAUGAUCAUUUUUGAAAAAAACUUUCUUGUCAUCAAAAUGGCUUAAUAUAUGAUAUUUACAAGUACACAUGAAAAAGAGAUCUCACUUUUAACAAUGCUACCGUAAAUCCUCUAUUCAGCCGCCCUCCCCCUCUCUUUUCAGCCCCCCCCUCCCUUCCCCUCCCUUCCUCUCCCCCUUAUUAUUGUUCACUAAUGAAUGAUUGACUGUAUUAAUCAAUCAGAUCUGUAAAAAUUCAAGUGUGCUGAUCUGGGAUGGUUUAUUCACUAACUGGAAGACUGGAUUUGUUUUUGAUCCCCAGUUGCAUGACCUCCAAUUUCUUGUCCUUGAUCUUUUUCCACUUAGUCUGUAUUUUAGUCCUUUAUCGGGAACUGAUACUGUUGUCUUUGCUAAAUUAAUUAAGCCCCCAUCUCAAUUAAGCCCCCACCCUCAAAUGUGUUUGAAUAUAAUAAUUCUUUCAGCCAUGUUCAAUGUAGCCUUUUUCUUUUUGUUUUGAAAGGUAUCCAGAAUGUUGACAGGAGGCUUAGAUGUGAUCGGUGUUUUUGCAUUUGGUCCUUCAGAUAUGCUCACAAAAUCACAGGCAAAGCUUCGUCAGUUGCUGUAUUCUGUCACCAAGGCUGUUUACCACAAACCUGCGUCAUACUUUGAUGACCUCAGUUACAGCAGAAUCUUACUUCAAAUUUGUUCUGCAACCAAAAAGUAUCUCCUGAUUUUAAACUAAAAAAAUACUUUUAUCAGUGUAUUGAACUGUUUGCCAUGAAUGCAUAGUCACAAAAACAUUAUCCCUUCAACUAAUAUUAUUUAACAAUUUUUUUUGUACUUUCAUGUUUGUUUUUCAUUAUUAUUAGUUAAUAAAAUACUGUUUUAUAGAAAGAAGGAAGGUGUUAAUAUUUAAAAAUUUAUUGAAUUGUCUGUCCAGUAAAUUAAUUCCAUAGCAAUAUUACUGGCAGUAAAUAUAUCUGAUACUAAAUUUGAAUUAAAAAGUAGCUCCCUGAUAAUCAAAAUGUUCCUGGAUGUUUUUAUUUUAGAAUCACUUGCCGGACAAUUGACACAUCUGAUCAAAGGGUGAGUGAUGUCUAAAGUAGUGCUUCCAUCCAUCAACAGAUUAUUAAUAUUGGUGUGGAUUUUAGUGUUAAGGUGGAUUUCCAAUGUCGUGUAAUUUUUACGUGCAUAGACGCAUAAAAUUUACGUGCCUAAAUAAUUUAAAUAGAGGCAAUGUAGGGAAGGUCAUGUGUAAACAUAAAAGUUGAACCUCACUUAACUUUUACAUGCAUGCAUGGCCUUUCAUACAUUGCCUAUAUUUCAUUUACGCACAGAAAAAAUACAAAACAAUGGAAAUCCACCUUUAGUGUAUUGAAAUGUCAUGUAGCUAUUGUAAUAUAAUGUAAUGUGAUUUUAUGUAACAUAAUGUAAUGUAACUUCAAUUUUUAUGGGAAAUACCCAUACAGUAUCAAUUAGGUAACUGUUUACAGCAAAUUAGAAAUAAUGUCUUGAUACAUUAUUUAUUAAAAAUUUAACAGUGAAACUUCAAACUUGGUAUCCUCAUUCUAGACUAAGACACUGUAACAGCCAGUAGCUUUUAAAUCCUGACCUUCAGUAAGUUGGGGUGCUGGUGGAGGGGAAGCGGGGCAGGUGUCUGCAUUUAUCACCUCGAGGAUACUUUUUCAUGGCCAUCUGGGCCUUGGUUUGGCCAAAAAAUAAAAUGCGGGCCUUUGCCUCCUGGACCCUUCCACUAAAAAUGUUGAUCCACCACCAGAAGUAUAGUUUGCAUAGCUAAACUACAACUUGACAUUACUUAUUAUUGACUGUCAGCAAUACUGAAACGGUUGAUAAACCCUUUUUUGCAGGCCAAUCUCAACCCAGCUGAAGUCAAGUAUCAGUCCUUUGCAUCAAAGUGGCUGAAAGUAGAAGCAUCCUUGUCAUUAUGCAAUAAAAACUUCACUAUUAAAAGGAAACUUGAGAAAUCUAGUCUUCAGAGUCAAGUGAUGGUAAGUUUGGUUAUGUUUAACUCAAAACAAAAAUAGGAACUAUAAACGUGCAAUAACGUAGGCCGUUCUACCCACUGGCCAUUAUAUAUAGUUUUAAUUUUUUCCCUUUUUUUAUCAUUAUGAAUAUGGUUUAAUAGUUGUUUUAGUUUCAAUUUUUCCUUUUUUAUCCAUUGUAAAUAUAUUAGGAUAUGGUAGUAAAUUUGUAAAUAUUUUUCAAUAAUGUUGUUUACAUGAUUGUAAAGCGCCUUGAACAUAGGAUAAGAGUGCUAUAGAAAUAAAGUUAUUAUUAUUAUUAUUAUAUAAGAGCCAUAAGACUCGAAUAAUAUUUAAACUAAAAAACAACAACCUUACAAAUGAAACAACAACUGAUAUGCCAAUUUACUAAGCACUUAGCCUGGCACCUUAAAGAGAAAAAAGGGCAAAUAAUGGGGCAAGUGUUAAGAAACAGGUGAACUGAGCCUGGAAUUCCCCCCCGCCCCCCAAAUCAGGCUCGUUUUUUUUCCUAAGCAGCCCAUAUAACUGACAAUCAUUAGACAAGUAUGACCAGUGACCAAUUAACUGUUAUGUAAAAGAUAACUUCUGUUUUUUCUUUUUCUUUCAAUACCAGGGAAGCAUCAGCAGUUUGUUACGGAGCAUAUCUAAUGCCUUGUGCACCGUGAAUGGAGAGCUGAUCAAUGGCGAUCAGCUUCUUGUUCCUGGAGAAAAAUCAGGGAAGUCAAGCCGUGCUACUUCCACACAGACAUUUAAGAUUGACAUAUUCACUGAAGAGGUAACAUGGAUAUGCUAUAUUACUGAUGAAAACAUUUGGUCGUAGUGUACAGUAGUAGUGCUUAUGGACUGGGGUUUUAGCAGCCUUAGACUGUGAUUUGAAUACAAGCAUGAUGUAGAGGCUAUGUUAACACUAGAGGAGUAGAGAGAGAGUCAUCACUCUACAACAGUUUUGUACUGGAUUAGUUUUACCGUGUGCACACACAUGCGUGAUUUUGAAGUAAAAACGACCCAGUUUGUUUGCGUGUCUGGAAAUUCUGAAUGUACAAACUAAGGUGUGGCUAAGGUAUGUAAGUUCUUUGUAUUUGAAGUAAUACUCUCUGCAGGAUGAACAAAUAUGUGUAGAUGCCCAAUAAUCCAAAUACCCAAAAUCUAAAUGUAAUAAAACUGGAAAUCAUGAAUCUGGGAAAAUCUCCUCUAGUGUAAGGUUAGCCAGAUUUCAAGUACGAACAACUUGGAAUUUCAAGGUAGUAAAGUUCCCAGACCUCUCACUCCUUUCUUUGGCUGCCAUCACUGAAGGAGGCGUAAGAAGUAAGAUUGGUGGGCAAGUGAUUAUAUAACACUUGACCAGUCAAACUUGUAUUUAACGGUCAACCUGCGUCACGAGUGGCCAACUGGCCAUUCCCCAAGGGUAUCGCUUAAUGGGGGUUGGACUCUGGCUAAAACAGGCAGUUAAUUAAUGAUUGAUAAGUAUUUUCCUUUUUUUCCCCCAGCUCAAUGACUCCCCUAAAAAGGAGGAGACCCACGCAGUGGCAUCGCUUUCUAUGAGUGGAAAUAUGUGUUGUCGAGCUUAUGUGCAUCAGAAGGCUACCGUAAAGGAGGCGGUCCAGGUACCUCGUAGUCCAUGUAUAAGAUAUAGUGAAGCUAUUAUUCUUUGAUAAAUUUAUGCCCUAACGUUUCCGCCUGUCUAGACUUUACGGAUAAGGAUAUCGGCUAAAUUUUAACCUAAGCGCCUGUUAUGCGGACAUGCAAUCAAGGCAUAAAAAAUUAAUAAUCUACACAUGCUUGUAUACUAUGCACGAACUCUAAUGAAUAUUAAUUAGGUAUAAAUAUUUUAGGCUCUGAAGUACGAUGCAAUUCGCAGUUUUCUGUCACGAUGUGAAGUUCUAUGUGAAGACAUCAUGGACAGUCAGGAGGAGGCCACAAGUGAAGGUAAAUUCUCAACAGCAAUUGUAACUUUUUACCCAAUUAAAUGCCGUCUAGUCUUAUAUAGCCUGCGAAUGAAGCCGUUCUCUUUGCCCCUCUCGCCGCUAGGGGUGUUUUGCGGGAGAGAUGUCUCUGAUCAAACAUUUCAUACUGAUGCAAAACAUCCUUAGAGGCUCGGAGCGACAAGAGACGGCUGUAUUCAGAGACUAACCUUAUAAAGCUUUUUGCAGACCUUAGGUUUGGCUACUUCAAGAACGGCUGCUUCUGUUCUUUAAUCGUGUGACCCAGAAAACAAGUAUAAGCCGCACAAAAUAGUGGCCUUGGAAAUAGACAAGGAUAGAACCUAGUAACAGUCAUUGCUUUUCUUCUUUUGAUUUCUUCUUUUAAAGGUACCCCCUCAUCGACGUGGACAUGUCCUCAAAGAUUAUUUGCUCCUUUUGGAAUGGGAACUAUUACAGUAUGCGACUAUGUAUUCAAGGACGAAACUGUGAAGGUACACGUAUCAACAAAGAACUGCAUUUUCGUAACCAGCCUCAUUUUUGUCUCGCUUUCUUUAAGUGUCUUUACUCUUUAAAUAGAGUCGAUUUGCUUGCAAAUUUGGUCAAAACCAUUGCCCAAAAAUGCAAAAAGUCUGCUUGCGGUGGACUUGCGUCGCUCAAACACUUCUUUGCAUACUUAAGCUCCCUAAUAUGAAUUUGACCCCCGAAGUCACUCAUUAGUGAUAUGCUUAGGCACUGUAUACAAAAGCCGCCUGAGGGAUGGAAAUGCGCGCGCGUUUAGUGUAAAGUAGAAGUGGAGAAGAUGAAGCAAGUAUAAACUCCUUUCAACGGAAAUUCUCAACACCCCUGUUCCUUUUUUAGCGGUUGGUGAACAUUAGCGGGCGUUUGUUGAUACCAAAAAGCAAACUAACUUUUUAACAUGGCCCUUGCUCUUCAGGAAUCUCGAGAAAGAAUGAUCGAGUUGUUAGACGUUACACCAAGAGAAGAAGACUUUGAAUGCAAAGAAGAAUUUCCAGGUACGGUGUAGACAAACAUGUACAGCCUACGUACAAGCUUUCCGAGGCGCUCUGGCGGCCGGGCGAAAAAGGAGGGAGGCAGUCGAGGGAGGGAGACAUGCAGGGGAGGAAGUUUCCUUCCCCCCUUUUCUCCUCCACCCCCGUACCCCCAGGAGAGCUUGCUCGCAGGCUUGAAUAUGUAGGUCAAGUUUGUUUCAUUCAUUGCACCUCUCUAUUCUACCGAUUACUUUCUUGAUUUCUAACCUCAUUUUUUCAAAAGCUGCAAAUGACUUCGCCGCGAAAAACCUCCUAACUGAUAAAACUUACACGACUGGCCCAAGUUGUUCAAAAGGUGGAUAACGCUAUCCAUUGGAUAAAUCUCCAUCCAAUAGAUAAUGUAAUUGGUUUCGCUAAUUAACAAUUAUUCCUCGGGCCCGAUUGGGCUCUGAGUCAAUAGCCCAUUCGGCCUUCGGCCUCAUGGGCUACUGACUCAGAGGCCAUGAGGGCGAGUGGAAUAAUUGUUUUAGUAAAAGCCUACUAGUUGGUUCAAAAUAUCGAGACAAAACAACUUUAGCUAGUUAAAGCUAGACUUUAAUCCCUUUUUGCCGCCAAAAAGCCGGUGCUUUUCGCUACGAGUGGACUAUAACAUAUAGCCUAGUAGUAGCUCAACCAAUCUGAACGCAGCAUUGAUAAUAGAUCACUAGCUGGAUUUUACUAAUGCUUAUUGUUCGGUGGAUAGCGUAAUUCAACAACUGGACAACCGGAGCCAGGCUUCCUGGAAAAUCUGCCCUUGACUUUCCUGUCCUAAUGAUAAUUUUAGGACAAUCCCCCACUUAAAGGUAUAUGCAGCCACCGAAAGAGUUGAUUUAAUGACUGUGUCAUCUUUGCAGAUGUUCAAACUGUUAAGAGUUUAGUUGAGGAGAUGGACAGUAAAGGCAGCGAAGACGAAGCGGAAGAAGACGAACAAAGUCAACAAGGCAUAGGAAAACGUGUAAUAGGUGAGCCAGAAAAUUUCCUUGUACGUAGCGGAGUAUUUUCUCUAUUAUGCAUGUAAUCUAUAGAGACGAAGAUGAUAACUCGUUUCAAGCCAAGUUCGUAGAUCGUUCGUGGUGUUCUUCAGGGUAAUACACGCAAGACGCAUCUGUAAAGGAAGGUUUACCUCGUGUCCAGAUUCAAAUCGAGUUUGAAUCGAUACUUCUAAUGCAAGUAUACUUUACUUCCUUCUGCGGCAGUAACAUCCUAUAUUUUUUUUCACUUUUUUUAGCCAUUUGCCUGUAAGCCCUACUUUCCAGAUGCAUCUCCAUUUAUUUUCUUACAGUAUGAUUGGGAGAGUAUACUAAACGAUCAAAGCAUCCUCUCUUUGGUUUUCCCUCAUGACCCUUUCUUUUCCUUUAAUCUCGACCCUUUCCCCGGGGUCCCCAUCUCCCAUUUAAGGCCUGCGCCACAGCCUGCCAGGUUUUCCGGCAGGUUAAUUAUAGAUUUGCCUUGAAAACUGUCAGCCAAUCAGAGCAAGUUACGAUUUUCAUCAGUGGCGAAUGCGAUCUUGUGAGAACGGCAAUUUUGGCGGGAAAGGAGAGUGAAGGGAAAAUAGACUGGAUAUCUAGUUUAAUGCGCUGUGACACUUAUUAGUUGCAAGAGGUCGCUCUAAGACGAUGACUAACAUGCAACUUUCCCGGUAAUUCUUGAAAGGUAAUCAGCCCGGCUUGUUUUAUAUUUCACAGGUGCUGUAGUCGGAAUGGUUGUUGCAGUUGUUGCCGCCGGGAUAACGUUUCUUUGGGGAGAACAGGCGGGAUAGAAGAAGAAAUAAAUUAAAUUAAAUUAUUUGAAACAAAUUUGGUUGCGUGCUGUGUGACGAAUAUCCUCAUGUGCGCUGGCAAGAACAGUUUGAACAAUGCAGGUGGUUGUUUUCUUAUGCAAAUCACAACAGUCUUUGUUUACAAGUCUCUGGCACUAAGGUCUGGGUGAAACGUCGAACUUCACGUAUGCCGAAUCUGAGGCUAAUGAGCAAAAUCUAUUACUAUCGCUUAUUAGCGUUAGGUUCCACACGUGUGAAGUUCGACGUUUGACGCGGGACAAAGAAAUUACAAAUUAUCAGACCAAGAGCAACAACAAAUUCUUGAUAAAUUGUUUUAGCCUUCCUACGAAUUGGUGAUUUUGUUUGAUAUUUG